UUGUAUUCUUAAACCCAUUCACUGUCAACCUAGGAGGAAAAGAAAAGCCAAGGACCAUUGACAUUUGACCUAUAGAACUGGUCAAUGCCAAGGACUCUCUACAACAGGACGUUAUAAAAGGUGUCUCAUUCAGCACAGUAUGCUAGCUCGUUCUGCGGUGUCACUUCUGCGGUCGGCUAGUUCGGCCGCCUGCCGCCACGCGGCGCCACUGAGCACCUCGGCGCCGCGGUGUGAGAUUCGUAAGCUGGCCCGUCUGCGGGUGGUGGACAACAGUCAGAUCGGGAAGGAGGCGAUGGCUGAGGGCCGACCGCCGCGCGUCAUCCACGUCUACAACAAACGAGCCGUGGCCACCGUCGGUGACAAGGUCCUGAUGGCGAUCCGCGGUCAGAAGCGGAAGGGGCUCCUGGUGGGCUGCGUCAAGACCCAGCACCCCAUGUCGAUGAUACCCAAGUUCGACACCAAUAAUGUGGUACUCAUUGACGACGCCGGCACUCCGCUGGGCACGAGGAUCCACGUGCCCAUUCCGAAUGUGAUUCGGGAGAGGUUGCAGCGAAUGAGUCACAAGAAGUCGGGAGAUUUCACCAAGAUCCUCUCGCUUGCGACACGGUUUGUCUAGCGGUGCUGGGAAGGGUAGGAACGGGGUGGGAUG
Amphibalanus amphitrite is the source of this 649-nucleotide messenger RNA. Its product is annotated as 39S ribosomal protein L14, mitochondrial-like. Bases 140 to 616 code for a protein of 158 amino acids. Gene Ontology annotation, biological process: translation. The transcript is spliced from 3 exons. The record is from RefSeq and is a predicted model, not a curated record. NCBI's taxonomy places the organism in Eukaryota, Metazoa, Arthropoda, Thecostraca, Balanomorpha, Balanidae. Gene Ontology annotation, molecular function: structural constituent of ribosome. Gene Ontology annotation, cellular component: ribosome; mitochondrion.